Molecule: messenger RNA, 828 nt
Organism: Dicrocoelium dendriticum
Lineage: Eukaryota; Metazoa; Platyhelminthes; Trematoda; Plagiorchiida; Dicrocoeliidae
Source: the annotation of a GenBank genome assembly
AUGAACGAAAUUUCACCUGGUUUGUGGAUCGGUUCCUAUCCUUUUAAAGAAGAUAUAUCGAAGCUUACACGUUCUGGAAUCAAAUCAGUGCUGACUCUAGAUAUCACUCCACUUCCAGAGUCGAUUUUUGGCUGCUUCAGUCUAAAGUUUAUCUUUCUACGCGAUGAACCGGGUCAAGACCUACUAUUUGUUUUGGAAGAUGCAUUAUCCUUCAUCGAGUCAUCGUUGAAGGCAGGUGGAAUACUAGUUCACUGGUACAAUGUCUCUAGUUAUCGGCGCAUUUUUAGUCGAGUUGGUGUAUCCAGAAGUGCUGCUAUUGUGAUUGCAUUCUUGAUGCGCAAGAAUCAGCUGUCCUACGACAGUGCCCUUGAACGAGUGGUUCAGAAGCGUUAUGUUUGCCCAAACAUAGGCUUCGUCAAUCAAUUGAAAUUGUUCGAAGUAAUGAACUAUACAGUAGAUACCAACUCUCCUGUUUAUCUGCAGUACGCUGCCUCUAGAAAAUUCCGAGGCCACCUUGCAGCGCAUGACAAUGGCAUUGCAUCUGAAAUCCAACAUCAAAGCCUUUCGGAAAAUAUCGCAGCUUAUCGGUGUAAGAAAUGCAGACGGGGAUUAUUCUCUUCUUCGGAUUUGGUUAAUCACUGCAUACCGGAACGAAUUACUCCAGCCAAAGCUGCACAAAGUCAACCUGCAGUGCGCGACGGUGACGUCUCGACUGUCCUCAUCAAGGGUAUCACAUUGAAUGAACCACGCAUUCCUUGUGAUCGCAAGGAACUUUUCACUGGUCUUCUUGAGUGGGCCACACCUUCCACACACGAAGUCGAGGGAAAG